Molecule: messenger RNA, 2062 nt
Organism: Anopheles coluzzii
Lineage: Eukaryota; Metazoa; Arthropoda; Insecta; Diptera; Culicidae
Product: coiled-coil domain-containing protein 174
Exons: 4
Coding region: 87-2033 (648 amino acids)
Cellular component (GO): nucleus
Source: RefSeq, a predicted model, not a curated record
CUCCGCUAAACAGCUGAUUGGACGCAGCAGUCCUCUGUCAGAGCAGCGGCACAACCAAACAAACUGUGUAAACAAACUGUGCAGCAAUGAACGAUCCCAACCGAAAAAUAGAGAUUGAUAAAUCUUCCCUUCUCAGUUUGAAGGCGGAACUGCUGCGCAAACAGGAAGAGGUGGGCAGAGCAAAGGCGUCCACUUCGAUCGACGAUUUCGUGCCGAAGAAAGUCCCCAAACCGGAGAAAGAUGUAUCGGCGAAGCGAAAGGAACGCCGGGAAAAGAAGGAUAGUUCGCAGCCGGUGGUCACAGAGCUGGAAGAUUCGGCACAGCUCGCCCGUUCGAAACAAAUGCUGGUGGCAAAAGCGAAAUACUACGACCGAAUGGUUGCAGCCGGCGGUUCGCUAAACAGCGACGAAAACAGUCUCGUUAUGUUUAACAAAAAGAAGCAGGAUACCAAACCGGUGUACAGCUCCUCCGAACAUUCGGCCGAAGAGAGCAGCACCGACUCGGAAUCGUCCGACUCGGACAGUGAAGGUGUGGAAGACGGAGACAAAUGGGUUGAGUACACCGAUUGCUUAGGACGCACGAGAAAGUGUCUCAAGAAGGACUUGAAAGAGUGUUUGGCUCGUGAUAAGGAGCUGGCUAAAUCGAUGGCACCGCGCGAAGGACAACGCAGAGAGGAUUUGCAAGGUUCUUCUAGUGUGCAUACUGUACCACUAGCGAGACCAGAGACGUUGCCGAGUACCAGCACGGAUGCACAAGAAGAGGAAGACGAGGACGGUGAAAUCGUCGGUCCAAUGCCUCCUGCGAUGAGUCGAACAGACGAUACAGAUCUGGGAGAACGGUUCCUGGAGAUGAAAGAGCAGUGGGCACAGCAGGAAGAAGCUAAUCUGGAGAAGGGUUCCAUACACUACCAGGACGUGCUGUUUAAUGAGGCAAGAUUACACGGCGUUGGGUACUAUGCAUUCUCCACCGACCAGGAGGAACGCAACCGACAGCGGGACGAGCUGGAUUCAAUACGCGAAACAACGAUGGAAGCGCAGAAGGAGCGCGAAGCACUGCGGCAGGCACGCGACAAGCUCAUCGCCGACAGGGUAAAGGCAGCCCGGGCACGACAGCGAGCACGCCAAGGUUUACCGCCCGAGGAGGACGAGGACAGUAGCAAGCAACAACAGACCGAAGCAUCCGAUCAGCUGUACGAUCCGGUGGAGGAACGACGCAAACGCAAGGCGGAGGAAAAGCAGCGCAAGCGAAAGGAAAAGGAAGAACGCCGCAGGGAGCGUGAACGGGCGGACCAUGUACGGCCGUGGGACGAGGGCAAGGAGCAGAAUCCCGACGAUAAGGAGUGGGUUCCGGCGAAGGAGAAAUUCAUUCUAUCCCAGCACGAAUGGAACGAUCUAAAGCGAAGCGAACGGAUUGCCGAAUUCGCACCACCACCCGUCGAAACGGCCAGUACGGCACGGUCCCGGAGUUGGACACAAAAGCCACGUGCAAAUAGUCGUGGCCCGUCGCCCGACAGCGAAUCGGAAUCGUCCGAUAGUGAUGAGGAAGUCGUCGUCGGUCCGAUGCCUCUAAUGACCGAUCCCUCCCAAGCAGGAGCGCUCGAGGACAUUCCGCUUCCGGAGGAGAUGGAUGAGGAACCGUCCAAAGGGUCGCUCUUUUUCACCACAAAAAAGAACCCUCCCAAAAAGGAGCUCAAGCGCCGGAAUCUAAACGCGGUCGAAAUGUCAACACCCGCCAAGAUGGCAGCUCCCGUGCCCAUUAGAAAUGAGCUAAGUGACGGGGAAGCUGAUGAGGAGGCAGCCGUGUUGCCGCCGAGGAAAGGUGCUGAGAUAGAGCCACCGGCGACGUACGAUUACUACGGACCGUCGGAUGCUGCGCGUCGCAGUCGUCCUGCAGCAGGCCAAACGGUCGCCCCGGAAAAUAGAACAAACCUGGAGGCAUCGAUUGAGGCGGGGUUGAAAUUUUUAAGAAACCAAUCGGACAAAUCAGGUGGCCCAGGGACCAAAAAUCGCUGGACAUCAAAUGCAGAUUAUUGAGUAAGAUAAAUGGUUUUGACUGGAACAAA